AUGUCUAGCAUCAUGUGGUUUUGGUAUUUGGGUUGGUCCUUCACCACUUUAGCACUGAUUGGAAAUGGCCUCGUGAUCUUCCUUGUAAUCUCCAAACGGAUUCCGCGCACUACGACGAACUGGCUCAUUGUGUCGCUUGCAGUUGCAGAUUUUUGUUCUGCGCUGACCUUCUUACCACCCAUGUUUAUCGCGAACUUUUACUACAUGAUAGAUCUUAGCCAUGCUGGUUUGUGGUACAAGAUAUGCUAUACCUUUAUGUACUGCUCUACCGCGAACCUGUGUGUUCUAACAGCGGAUCGCUUUGUUGCCGUAGUCAAACCGCUCAAGUAUGCCUCUUUGAUGGAAAGGAGAAGCCCGAGUCUGCUGAUUUGUAUGCCGUGGCUUACUCCAUUGAUAUUCUUCACCCUGCCGUCUGCUUUUUCUUACCAAGGAAAUGAGUCAUUCACCGCGACAUUUGAGAUCAACAGAGUUUUUAUGUUUCAAGUUAUUCCCUCCAUAGUCUUUGUGUUGGUCACUUGCAUUCUGAUUUACAUCGCCAACAAGCUUCAGCGCCAAACCGCUGCACUGGAAGCUCAAGUUCGCUAUAAUUAUGCUUUUCCAAAGAUCAAUGUCAUCAAGAAGACGCGACAUCCCGAGAGGAGAGCAGCAGCCAUGACCAUUUUGAUUAUUACGCUGUUCAAUGUCACUUACGCCGGAGGAAAUUACAUUUGUUACUGCUUUAUAACCACAACAUGCGUUGUUCCUCACACAUUGUAUAGGGCAAUUCAUCUUAUGUUUAUCAUCAAUGUUGCAGCAAAUCCAAUUGCAUACGCCUUUCUAAAAAAGGACAUUAGGAAGGCUAUUCUCAGAUUAUUCAUUUACAACUACAACUAA
This is a messenger RNA of Orbicella faveolata, 873 nucleotides long. Its product is annotated as octopamine receptor beta-1R-like. Gene Ontology annotation, molecular function: G protein-coupled receptor activity. NCBI's taxonomy places the organism in Eukaryota, Metazoa, Cnidaria, Anthozoa, Scleractinia, Merulinidae. The record is from RefSeq and is a predicted model, not a curated record. Gene Ontology annotation, biological process: adenylate cyclase-activating adrenergic receptor signaling pathway; positive regulation of MAPK cascade. Gene Ontology annotation, cellular component: plasma membrane.